Molecule: messenger RNA, 2284 nt
Organism: Drosophila rhopaloa
Lineage: Eukaryota; Metazoa; Arthropoda; Insecta; Diptera; Drosophilidae
Exons: 5
Coding region: 344-1306 (320 amino acids)
Biological process (GO): negative regulation of apoptotic process; regulation of actin filament polymerization
Cellular component (GO): actin cytoskeleton; sarcoplasmic reticulum; clathrin-coated vesicle
Source: RefSeq, a predicted model, not a curated record
AAUUAGAACAGAACGGCGUGAAAUUAACAGUAUCGUUAACGCUAACGUUGGACAAUCGAACAUCAGCUGUUUCGGGCUCGUGUCACGAAUUCAUCCCUUCGAAUUGUCAGUUGUCAGCUGUUGUCAGUUUUUGACGGUCGUGUGAAAAUUAAUGCAAAAAAGUCCCCAAUAGAUAAACAAUAAAUCGGUGUGCGGAAAAAGGAAGCCCAGGAACAGUUGAAACUCGCGUCGUUUUGGUUCUUUUAGUUUUCCUUAAACCACUUUGCUUUGCGCUCUGUCAGGCAUUUCAGUUUUUUGGUGCCCCAAACCAAGUGAUUAUUAUCGGCGAUUACUACUAAAGACUAUGGAUAUUCUGAGGAAAAUGUUCAAGUCCGAGGCGGAAAAGGAGCCGGACUCUUCGGUUUCCGCUUCCAAUAAGGACGAAUUCCGGAAGCCCCAGUGGUUCGAGGAGGCCGAAACCGAUGACGAACUCUUCGACGACGAUCGCAAGUUCGCCUUCCAGGUCUUCACCAGUCCGCUGGAGAUGCAGAAGCACUUCGAGAGCCAGCUGCAGCGGCUCCUGGAGUCCCUAAACGAUGGUGAUGAUGGUUUUGAGCGCGACUUGAAAGAGGACUUUUUGAAGCCGGGCUUUGAGAGCAAGAUUUUGAAGAAGUUUGAGCAGCAAAAGGACUUGUCCCUGGACACGGACCUGGAUGGCGAGAUCUAUGCCGAUCAAUUGCACUCGCUCAUCCAGCGUUUAAAUCCGGAGGAGAAGCUUGAACCGGGUGACCAGGGAAUGGGCAACAUUUUGCCAUCGAAUCAGCAUGGCUAUCGCAAGAGCUAUCAACGAGCUAAGCUCACUGAUGAGGAGAUAAUCAUGGGCCGGAUACAUGGAACCAUUUCCGCCGAUGGGGAGAGCAAGUCGUGCGCUCGUCCUCCGCGUCCGCCGAUGAACAACAAGCCGGACAUCAUGACGCCCAUGACCCCGAUGUUGCCGCGCAGUGGAAUGACUCCUUUCGGUGGGGUAUUCGAUGGCAACUAUCAGGGUCCAAAGCUGUUUAGCCAGAGCGUCAUGACCAAGACGGUGCGCAAGCCGGAUGGCAGUUACGAGACCACCAAGGUGACUCAGGACUCAGCUGGUCACAAGACCACCACCGUAACCCGGAUGAUAGACGGGCGCAAGGAGACCAUCGUCACCCACGAUGGCGGAGAUGGUUCGCCCAAGAUGGGAGGACAGCAGAAGAAGGAGGUGGUGGUGGCGGCCCAGGGCGAACGCAACAUAUUCGUGACAAAAGAAGGCUACGCCAUGCCACGGAACCUCUGGUGACCAGUGGUGAACAACUAUUGCCCCAAUCAAGACAAGCGAUCUCUGCUGCAGCAACAGAAACAACAGCAACAGUACGAAGAUAAGCUAAAGCGAUUCGUCGGCAACAUAGUCCCGCAUCCACACAACAUCCAAAUUAGAACCUACUACAUUUUAGUUUACAUUCUCCUUAGUGUUUGGUGUUUUAGAUGAAACGCACUUGAGACAACAGAUGACGACGAUUAUUGACCAUGAUUUUAUUGACCAGCGAUCAAUUGAUCGUUUUGGCCAUAUAUAUUAUGUGAGACAGGCGCACCACCCGGCGGCGCCGCACUUUCAGUUCCCAGAUCCAGGGCUCUCUGCAGGCCAAGCUCGAACUCCCCAUAGAAUGGAGAUGGAGUUGGGAUCGGAGAUGGCUCGUGUUGAGCGGUGCGAACGUGAUUUUCAGUUUUGGCAGCAGCAGGAGCAGGCCAGCCGGAUUGGAUGGAUGAUAAUUCAGUGUCGUCCACUCCAAUCCCGCAGAGCGCUGGCAUCCAAAACAAACCAACCAACAAACAAUCGCCGAAACGGCGGCAGUUAUUGUAUUAUUGUAUUGAUUCUUCGUGGUACUAUCUGUGUCUCAAUGCUGCGAUCGUCAGCAUCUAAAGUGCCCGUAGUGAUUUAGCAGCGAAAAAAUAUAUGGAUCCACUAUACAAUACAUUACCGCUUACCAGGCAAACAAAUCAAGUUUAUAUACUAUCUACAAUUGCGUUAAUUUUGUUAGUUAUACUCUACAUUUUUAUACUUAUACACCCGCGUGGUGAAUUGAUCUGGUUUCUGCCCAAGCAGUCGAGUUCAACUCACAGUAUUUUGAAUUACAAUUCAAUUUUUUGUUUAUUAGUUUUACUAAUCUUUAAUGCUUAAGUUGAUUUUCAUCCGAACUAACUUUCAAAGAGGACACAAUGCAUACACGCAUUAGUUAUCAUUCAAGAAACAUGCAAAUAAAGUGUUGUGCAAUAAAAA